Odobenus rosmarus divergens (Pacific walrus) is the source of this 673-nucleotide messenger RNA. Its product is annotated as 60S ribosomal protein L12-like. The transcript is spliced from 2 exons. The record is from RefSeq and is a predicted model, not a curated record. NCBI's taxonomy places the organism in Eukaryota, Metazoa, Chordata, Mammalia, Carnivora, Odobenidae. The coding region runs from base 1 to 621 and encodes 206 amino acids.
AUGGGUUCAAAUUAUAGUUUUUGCUGUGUGGCCUUAGCUCGGGGAGGCAAAGGUGCAACUUUCUUUGGUCCUCCCGAAUCCGGGUUCAUCCGACACCAGCCACCUCCGCCAUGCCGCCCUAAGUUCGACCCCAACGAGAUCAAAGUCGUGUACCUGAGGUGCACCGGUGGUGAAGUCGGUGCCAUGUCUGCCCUGGCGCUGAAGAUCGGCCCGCUGGGUCCGUCUCCAAAAAAGGUUGGGGAUGACAUCGCCAAGGCAACCGGUGAUUGGAAGGGUCUAAGGAUUAUGGUGAAACUGACCAUUCAGAACAGACAGGCCCAGAUUGAAGUGGUACCUUCUGCCUCUGCCCUGAUUAUCAAAGCCCUCAAGGAACCACUAAGAGACAGAAAGAAGCAGAAAAACAUUAAGCACAGUGGAAAUAUCACUUUUGAUGAGAUUGUCAAUAUUGCCCGACAGAGGCGACACCGAUCUUUAGCCAGAGAACUCUCUGGAACCAUUAAAGAAAUCCCGGACACUGCCCAGUCUGUGGGCUGCAAUGUAGAUGGCCGCCACCCUCAUGACAUCAUAGAUGACAUCAUAGAUGACAUCAACAGUGGGGCAGUGGAAUGCCCAGCGAGCUAACUACAAAGCAAAAUGUUUCAAUAAAGGAUCAUUUGACAACCAGUGGAAAAAA